CUCUUUGUAUUUAGGGUUUUAAUCUGGUCCUGUUUCCGCAAAAGAUCUCAGAAAAGAUCUCCUAAGUUCCACUACUAAAGCUGCCAUGCCAAGGCGAUCUUCAAGCAUCAGGAAUUACAGGCAGAGUUGACAACAACGAGCGAAUUACUCUGGAAGACCUCUGCAACACCUGCUGGCUGCGAUAACAUUCCUAUUUCAUGACCGUCAACGCCUGUGCAGCAAGCACUGAUAGCAGAAUCUUACUUUUGGGCGAGGACGAUAACCUUUGAGAGGCAAAACAGGUGAGCGUAAGGAAAACUCUACACUUGUAUUCCGCUUCAUAGAUGAACUUUUUUAAUGUUUGAGCAGAGAAGUUUUGAUGUAAACAUGUGAUUGCAUACACCAUUGUUAAAAAGAUUUUGUUUACAUCAAGAUCUUACUGUUAGUGUAUGCGUGCUGUACCUCUCCAAGGUCAAAGAAUGUGAAGCCUUUUUUCUCGCUUUUUUUUUAUCAAGCCGGGCUUGCCUUCUUGUUGCCCGCAUUCAAGAAGAAAUUGUGGUUUAUCCUCAGUGUAUUUUUGGAGAAUGAAUAAUGUUAUUUUUUUAUUUAAAAGUCUUUAAUUUUAAUGAUAAGACUUGAUCGAAGAGACUCUUAUUUGAUAUUAUAAGUAUAAUGCUAGGUAAUUCUUGAAGCUAGCUCUGGUCCUUGCCAGCUAAAAACAAAAUAAGUUGUUCUGUUAUUUUCUCAAGGGGAUUAAAUGUCCUGUAGUAAAGAUCUUUUAGGAUUGAUCAGCUAGCUUGGAACCAUUCUUUGUGAAAUUUGCUUCAAAGAUAAGUUAAUGUCAACACGUCCUAAAAGGUUGACGUGUCCCAGGUGAAAUUAUUAGGGAAAGCUUACAAGGCUCCAAACCAUGUGCCUUUUGAAGUAGCAUCUUGGCAAUCUAGAGUUAUAAAUUGGAAGAAAUUAGAAAAAGAGGGAGUGAAAAGAAAACAGUAAUCACCAAAGAAAAAAAGUGCUAUGUUGCAUGACAUGUCUGGAAAUUGCUUAUUGAAAUUCUAGCAAUAGCUAAUACAACUGAAGACAAAUUGUGGCAAAUUCUUUAUAAAGAAAAUUUAAGGGUAUCUGCAGUAAUGUUGUAGGUAAAUGUUCAUGUACUUAAAAUUUGACCACAAACACUAUGUUCAAUUUAGAUCGCUAAAUUGACAACUUUCUUGGUAAAUUUACUGCCCAAAAAUAUGUCCUACCAAAACUGUAGCAGCUGGGAGCACUGGUUUAAGAUCUCAUGUUUGAAAAUGACAUGCUAAUUAUUAUUUUGCACUCAUUGAGUAGAACUGUGUGUUAAGUUCCUACUACAUAGUUGGCAGGUUCAUCAAAAGGGGCAUUUUUGAUCAUAGCCGGAGCUCACUAGACAGGCUAAUAAUUAUAUUUUUAUAAACAAAUUUGAUGAAAUAUCCUUUUUUCUCCUCUUUUGAAUCAAGCAGUGACUUUCUUGAAGUAUAUAAACUGUUUCCAUUCUUGUCCAUGGAAAAUAGCAGAUUGCCUCAAGAUGUUACAGAACAGUUCCUAAAAAUAAUUCUGGAAAUUUUUCAUUGAGCUGUGAGUUCCCCAUGUAUAUAAACUGUUUCCUAGAGUUAGAAAAAUUGAGUGAAAUGUGAAUUUAAUUGUAGCAGUUCUCAGGAAAAUGAAAUAGAAUUUAUCUUAAUUUCAAAGCAUUUAAUUCUUUUCUUUUCAUUGGCAUUAGAAUCUAUCACAUGACCUGCCAAUAGCUGCCUACAAAUAAGGAUCUGUUCCUGCAUAAUGUCAUUUAACUGAAUUUUGUUUCUGAUUUCUGCUCAUGGGUAGCUGUGUCCAUGCUUGUUUGUGAAAAAUAGCAGGUUGCCUGAAAAUGUUAAUGAGCAGUUCCUUAAAAAUAAUUCUAAAAAAAUUCAAUGUUAAAACAAUUAAUAUAAUUGAACUUGGCUGUGGCAAAAUAUUAUAAUUUGCCAGUGUCUCCAUGAUUAUGACUAUUUCCCACAGCCUUUGGAAUCUGCAACUAAUUGAACUGCAUGAAAUUUUUUAAAACCUUGUUAUUAUAAAUAAUUGCUAACCCUUCAACUCCCAAGAUCUUACUGUUAACUCUUCACUAUAGCUGUGACACAUUUCCAUGGUGUUAGAUCAAGAUAACAACUUCUACCUGACAAGUUUGAAUUUUCUUAUUACCUCUAUGGUUGACAAUGUAUGGAUAUUAUGGGGAGAAGUUACAUUUCAAUAACUUCUGAGAGUUAAAGGCUAAUUAAAACUUGAUGUGCAAUAUUAAAGCAUUCAUCUCCAGAAAUGAACACCAAAAAAAAGGGAAAUUCUACCAUUGCUUAGAUUUGUUUCAGAUAAUUAUUUCAUUAUAAUGGCUUAAUUCAGCUGAUUGACCCUUACACCCCUAGAGUGACUAGCAUCUAAUUUCUCCUUACAAUAUCACCUCUGAAUCAAACAUUAAGGUCAUGAGAAUAAAAGAAAUGAUCUCCAACUGAAGAACCUCUUGAUUGUGAAACAAAUUCUCCUUGUCAGCACCUUACGGAAUGUGCAGAGAUCAUUAUGGAGAAUAUGCAAUCCAUACUGAUGUAAGUUUCUUAUUUUAUUUUAGAUCAAGUUUACAAACAUACCUGGCAACUUUCAGUUUAUUGUGGCAUCAGUUUACUGGGUAAGUGAUUUAAAUGUUGGCGUUUGUAUACUGAUUGCUUAAUGUUUAUAGAUUUGAGGAAAAUAUAGCCAUAUACAUUAGUAAAAUGGAUGAGGAAUACUUUUUGCUUGGGUCAUGUUACAUAUGGCUUUUGUUCUUAUUUAUUACUUUAGACAUGCAGAAAGUAACUCUCAGUUGAGUGUCAGUUGCUAUGCUAUCUGAUAUUCAUGGCACUAGUGCUCAGUCUUUUGAUUGGUGUUUUAAGAAAUUGGUUUGUCUUUAAUAUUUAAUUGAUUUGUGUUUUCAAUUGGUAAAUUCACUUGUGUCUUGAGAAAACUUCUUUGUGUUUUGGUACAUGAAUCUGGUUUUGUGUUUGAUCCUUUUGGGCUACCAUAGAAAAAUUUCCAAAUCAGGAGAAGCAAUCAAAGCUAUAACAGCAUUUUAUCUACAAGUGAAGCCUCAGGGUCAAUCAUCACUCUUCAUCUGUAGUGCAAUCACCCAUGAUGUAAUUGAUAUUCAGUUUGUGACCUGAUUCCUUUAUGGUCAACAAAGAACUCAAUUGCAAUGAAAUUUGCCUCUCCCUCAAUAUCAAAGAUUUUCAAAGGAAGGUUACCUGUGAAGAUCAUUCUUUGCAUGUUUUUUUAGUGGUUGGCUUUUUCUGAAUUUUUUUAAAAUAAUCAUUAGUCUAAUGAUCAUAAUCUGAAAUUAAAUCGUGUGCUCUUCCAAUCAUUCUUGUUUUUGACUAAUUCCUUCCCCCUCCCUAUUGGCGGAGAACAGCAUUUUGGUUGGGGAGAAAUUCAGCCAAGACCCUCAAACUCUGACCCUAUAAAGACCUUGAAAACCACACUUUGUUUGGCAGUACAAAUAACCCCCCACCUCCCCUCCCUUCCCACCUCUUUGGUCAAGGAGAGGAAUAUUGUUCUAGUAACGCAACGGACUCGGGCACUAUCAUGUCACGUUACAUGACGUAAUGUGCAUGUAACUUAACGCUGCCUCAUACAACGUGCUGUAACGCAACGUACUGUAACGCAACGUGCUGUAACGCAACGUGCUGUAACGCAACGUGCUGUAACGCAACGUGCUGUAACGCAACGUGCUGUAACGCAACGUGAAUUCAUGAGUUCAUUAGACAUUUUUGGCUUUUUUAGCUUCAUUUACGGAAGACUUCGAUAAAGAAAUGACUGAACACACGGAUUCAACUGAGCACGAUGCUUUAGCUUCGGUAAAUGCAGAUUUUGUGAACAGUUUAUUAAAUGUAAAGCGGGAGAGAGAUAAAGCGAUAUCCAAUGAGGUGAGAUCGCAGGUGCAAAACGAGUGCAAAGCUUUUGGCGGCGAGGAGUUGGAGAAACAGAAAUGGGAAGAUGCGGCAAAAAUGAUCGCUUUUCAUAGAGCGAAGGAGAAAGAAGGAACAGAGAACAGUGAAAGUAAAAGGAACAAGUUACAACAGGAACAGAAGAGAUUGAAGGACGAUUGGAUGCGAGAAGAAACAGAAAAGAAACGGCAGCUGGAAGAACUUCGCCAGGUUGAGAAAAACAAGGCGAAAGAAGAAGCAGAUAAACUGAUUUCUCUGGAGAUGCAAAAACGAAUAGAGACCGAAAUGGCUAAGCAACAAGAAACAAAAGAUGUUUUUGCUAAAGAACAAGAACGUAGAUUACUGGAGGAAGCGAAGCAGGCAGCUGAAGAACAGAAACGGCUGGAAAAGCAAAAAGAGGUGGAGAGGGAAAAAUUGAAACAUUUGGAACAGGAAAUGGAACGCGCGGAACACGAGCAGAAGCGUAAACUGGAAGAGCAGAAGAAACAGGAAGAAGAUUGGGUUCAGUUUGCGCAAGAGAUGAAACAGAAACAAGAGGAAAAGACCAGAGAAGAAGCUGAGAAACAGCGACAAUGGCAGAGGGAUAAACAUAAAGAAAACGAGGAGAUUAGUCAGUUUGUGGAAAGACGGAAAGCUUUGGAAUCACAGAGAAGGAAAAUGUUUGAUGAGGAAAGGGGUAAGACGUCCGAGGAGGCCCGCUUGUUGGAGUCGGGUGUACGACAACAGUUUUUGGCGAAGCAGGAAAAGGUCAUCACGGAAUUGUUACAAAAUGAUCUGGUGAAGGAUGAGGUCAGAAAGCGAGAGGAAGCGGAGAUAAAGAGAAAAGAGUGCGAAGAGAGAAGGCAAGAAGAUGAUAGGAGAAAGCUAGAGCUUGAAAAGCAACUAAUGGCUGCGGAGAAGGAAAAGAGGGAAAAAGAGCAAAGGACGAAAGAGGAGGAAUGGAAAAAAUAUCUUGAUCAAUUGAAACAGAAAGAAGAUGAAAAAGUUCAGAGGGAUACUGAACAACAAAAGCGUAUGGCAGAACAGAGAAAAGAGGACGAGCAGAAAGCUGCUGAGAUGGCCGAAACACAACGACGUGCCAGAGAACAACGUCGUAAAGAAGAGCACGAAGCUAUGAAGACUGCAGAAAGACGAAGGCUUGAACAAGAGCAGAAACGCAAAGAACUCGAACAAGAACGCGAAGAAUCAAAGAAAAGAGUGUUACUUCAAGAUCAGGAGAAAAGAGAACAAGAAAGAGCCAAGCAAGAAUUAGCGAUGCGUAAACAAGAGCAGGAGGAACGGUUGAGAGAAGCUAACAAAGAAAAGCAAGAACAAGAAGCACGAAAGCUUUUAGAAGUUCAGCGAAGGAGGCUUGAACAAAGCGAGACACAAGCUGCUGUGAACGAGGCGGAGCUUCUUGAGCAGAAGAGCAGGAAGGAUGAAAGGUCCAAAGGGGCAAUUGACAGUGGGAAGAUGCUGUUGGAGGAGACUCGCAGGCUAGAAGAGAAGUUUCGGGAAGAGGCGGAGAGGAAGAAACGAGAACACGUGGAAAUGCAGAAGAAGGAGUUACUGGCCAUGAAAGAGGCUGAAAAUGAGCUGAUGAGACGAGCGCAAGCUCUGAAAAAGCAAAGUUCGUUCCGCAAUGAUCAGCAAGCUUCUUCUUCAGCUGGUACAGACAACGGAGGAGAUAGAUCACGAGGAGAACGUAAGAAAGGAUUUUUUGCGUCACUUUUUGGACGUAAAUAAUAGUUAAUCGUUUUGCGUGACAAGAUCGUGGGUCAAAUCACGGCAGACAAGUUCCAAAUUUGAAUGCGCUAAACCUUUUAUACCUUAAUAUCAGUACCGAUAUUCUCCAUAAUCCUCUUCAUACAUUUUCUUUGGUACUGACAAGGAGAAUUUGUUUAUCAAUCAAAGCUUGGCUUAGGUUGGUGUUCAUUUCCUUCAUUUUUUGUGGCGCAGUAAAAAGCGCCAAGCAUUUAAUCAAGUGGCUAAAUCAAACGAGUUUACGCAAUGUUCUGGCAAAAAAUUUUACAUAUAAGAAUUUUCAACCUAGGAUCGUCAUGGUCAAUUUUGUAAAACUGUUUUAUCAAUGUCAGCGUCGAAUAGGAAAAACGUUUUGUUAUGAGAUUUUCUCAAAGAAGAAGUUGCUCGAGGUAUAGUAAAUAACUUGAAUACACUGUAUGCCAUUGAGCGAAACUUAAAAAUAUUUGAAUUAUACGCCCUAUAAAAUUUCCGGAGUUUAUUUCACUAAGUGAAAAUUUUUUCUUGACGAAUUUUCAUUAAAAUUUAGGAAGACGAUUUCAACUAUCGAAUAAAAUAUUGCUGAAGUGUUUAAGAAUACUCAGAGAGCGUCGCGUAAACAGCUCGUGAUGAGGACAACUUGUUUCUCUGAAAGAGACUGUUACAGACUGUUUCCCCCAAGCGAGCUUUGCAUAAGUCGCGGCGCUAUUCCUAAGAUAACGCGGAAUGUCUUGGGAUCUUCUUCUAAUGGUUUUCUUGCACGUAAAUUAUCUAUGCCUCAUGAUGAGGAAAAAUCAAAUUAAUUUGUCUGCUUUGAAUACUGCUGACAUGUUAAAAUAUAUAAAGGUUAUAUUUCAGGGACCAGUCGUUUUUUUAUCGCGG
This is a messenger RNA of Pocillopora meandrina, 6545 nucleotides long. The record is from the annotation of a GenBank genome assembly. Lineage: Eukaryota; Metazoa; Cnidaria; Anthozoa; Scleractinia; Pocilloporidae.